AAGCCGGGAAUCACAAGUCGAGUCGGGUUCGAGCUCAUCCCAAACGUCAAUACUUACCGAUUUCGGACCGGAUUCACAGACAUCGACGAAGUUGUUUCAUGGUCAUUCCGAUGUAUACGAACACCAAACCACCCACACCUUGCGACUACCGAAUGAGGAAAGAUCGAAGGAAGAUCUCUUCAUUUUUCCACGAUGACUUCGAACGUCAAAGCCGUCCUGUUCCCGCCAGUUAAGGUUGUUCGAUGUCAGUAAAGUUUGCGAUCUCGCCGACAUUUCUGCGCAUCCACACAUAUCGGUCGCCUGUCGUGUACGACUCGAGUUUGGAGAUGGCGGCUCCGUCGGAACGAGUUACUCCUAUACGAACACGUUCGAGCUUGUUGCGUUCAUGCACGGCUGGGAGAGGUGUAAAGAGUGACGCGGAUAUGAAUAGGAGAGAAAAUUCUCAAACGAAAGAUUCCCGUUCGUACCCGUUGGAGAACCAUAGGAUGAUGUUGGAUGACUUCCAUCCGGCCAUCGCUGCAGACAAUCUAAGACUGCGAUUUCGAUGCUUGCCACCUCCUGAAGUCCCAAAUUCCAACGUUUCAGGAGUGCUUGCCUGGAUUGUCGCGAUGUAUGAUGCUGUAGACUUUCGAGAUGUCGUGCAUGUCCAUCGAAAGAUACGCUGGAUCAACACAUACCCUUUCGAACGAGACUUCGUGAUACUCAUACCAUGUCUGCUAGCAGCAGUCACAGGUUUUGCUCACGCACUUUGGAAAAGAGAAAGACAGAGUAAUGUGAGAGUAAAGAUGAUACUGAUACAAUAAGAAAUAUGCGCGCUGCUAGGGGGGUAUAUACUGUCGUGGAUCAAACGCCUCAAGCGCCUGCUGUACAAUAAAAUCACAAAUCUGUCGUAAAUGUUCGUGUUCUCAUAGUUCUUGGAGCAUGGCCGAGCAUAUCCAGAACAUUUUACAGACCAAGGAAAAGUUCCGAAACAUGGUGGCAUCGCCUGACCACCUUACACACGGAGAUUCGAUGCAAUGAGCUCUGCAUCCUCUGCGUGAGAGCUGUGUCGUCGUCUUUUUUGUUCCUUGAGCUCAUGCUCGACGUCCAUCAAUCGUGUUGCGACCCAUGAUCUCAUUCUAGGGUCGUUCUU
Aureobasidium subglaciale EXF-2481 is the source of this 1132-nucleotide messenger RNA. RefSeq lists its product as uncharacterized. The coding region runs from base 243 to 803 and encodes 186 amino acids. The record is from RefSeq and is a predicted model, not a curated record. The transcript has 2 exons. NCBI's taxonomy places the organism in Eukaryota, Fungi, Ascomycota, Dothideomycetes, Dothideales, Saccotheciaceae.